UCACGGAGUUUAAAGAAAUCAUCGUCAAGUCGGAGGAGGAGAUGGAUGAUCAUCGCAGACUGCUGGAUUUCUCCCGGACUCCCCAGAUAAUUUUGCAUCGUAUAGACCGCAUACAGCGUAACAUUUGUAUGAAGGAGCAAUGGAACCAGGACAGGAGCUCCUCUCUGAAACGGGAAGAGCCAGAACAUCUGCAGAUAAAAGAAGAACAAGAGGAUCUAAAACACCUGCAAAUAAAAGAAGAACAGGAGGAUCUAAAACACCUGUGGAUAAAAGAAGAACAGGAAGAUCUAAAACACCUGUGGAUAAAAGAAGAACAGGAAGAUCUAAAACACUUGCAAAUAAAAGAAGAACAGGAAGAUCUAAAACACCUGCGGAUAAAAGAACAGGAAGAUCUAGAACAUCUGCAGAUAAAAGUGGAAGAGAAAGUUUACAAUCAGAGUGAAGAACAGCUUACACUACAAAAACAGGAGACUAGUACCUUUAUGGCAAUUCCUGUUUAUGAGCAAACAGAUCACACUGAAUCAGAACCAAAUGGGAACCAAGUCAUCUUCCAGGAAGCUGCUGAAGCUGAGAACCAAAAUCAGGAAAAGAGCAAUCCUAAUGACUUUGGAGCAAAGAGAGACGAAGAGAAGAAACAAAAGAGGCAUCAGAAAAUCAAACAGCAUGUUGACGGUUCAAAAGAAAAAGGUCAGGAAAACCUUCCUCAAAGUAGUGACUUGACUAAAAAUACAUCAAGUACCACAUGUCAGAGGCCGUUCUCGUGUUGGAAGUGUUUCAUUCGAAAAGAUAAUUUUAAUUGUAACAUGACAGAUCACAAAGGUCAGAAACCUUUUUUAUGCGUUAUUUGUGGAAAAGGUUUCAGUUAUACAAGUGAACUUGCUGUUCAUACGAGGGUUCAUACAGGUGAAAAGCCAUUUUCAUGUGAGAACUGUGGAAGAAGUUUCAGUAGACAAAAUAAUCUAACUGUUCACAUGAGAGUUCAUACAGGAGAGAAGCCAUUUUCAUGUGUGACCUGCGGAAGAGGCUUUAGUCUAAAGCAGCAUUUAGCUAUGCACAUGAUGGGUCACACAGGUGAAAAGCCCUUUUUGUGUGUGACUUGUGGCAAACAUUUCACUACAAAAAACUCUUUGACUAUUCACGUAAGAAGGCACACAGGUGAGAAGCCUUUUCAGUGUAAGACCUGCGGAGAAUGUUUUAUUGAUCAAUAUUCUUUGACUGUUCACACGAGGAGUCACACAAUGUUGAAGCCAUUCUCAUGUGUGAACUGUGAAAAAAGUUUUUCUCAAAGAAAGCACUUAACUAAGCACAUGAUCACUCACACAGGUGAAAAGCCUUUUUCAUGUGCAAGCUGUGGAAAAUGUUUCAGUCAAAAAUGUACUUUAAGUCGUCACAUAAUGAUUCAUGCAGGCGAGAAGCCUUUUCAGUGUCUCACUUGUGGAAAAAGUUUCAAUCAGAAAUGUACUUUAACGGAUCACAUGACGAUUCACACAGGUGAGAAGCCGUUUUCAUGUUUAACUUGCGGAAAAGAAUUCAGUCGGCGACAUGGUUUAACUCAGCACAUGAGAAGCCACAGAUGAGAAGCAUGGUUGCCAUGGAGACAUUUUAAAUGAGUAAAAAUCUACUGGAGCCCAAAAUUAGCAACUUAAAACAUAUUUGAGUAAAAGGCACAUAGUUCUUUUUUCACACCAGUUGGUUAUGGGGGAUUUAGCGAUUAUAAUCUCAAAGUUGAAUUAAAUUAGAAAAAUGCAACAAAAAAAAGUCUAAAUUGUCGUUACUUUUUCCCACAAAGCCACAAGACCAGAAUGGCAACUUUUUAUUAGUUGUUUUCUUGCUGCUGAGCUACACAUAGUCACAUGUUGUAAAGACAGCACAGGCUUAAGGAUAGUGUUAGUAGUUAAUAUGAUGGGAGUAUAUUCUCAUGGAUUUUAUAUUGACGUAAUUGUUAGAAGAGAUAAAUGUUGCAUCUCAAGUCAUCAGAAAUUGCACCCAAUUCUGAACCUGACAGCCAUUGCUUUUGUGAGAUCUUGACUCAUUUCUUUGGAUUUCAAUAUCACACAAGAAAGCAGUGGGUCUCAGGAGCUGGAGGAGUGCUUUAAAAUAAAAUCCAGCUUUGACUCUCCAGGUCAUUGUCUCUAAUUUUAUUACUUUUUAAGAUUACUUGUCUUCUUUCUAAUAAAUGACAGCAGUCCGUCCCAGCAGAAGCUUUUCUCUGCAAGUUUAAGUGGAUGUAAAUGAUUGAUGGAUGGUGCUUUUGUUGUUUUUUCUUUCCCUUUUUCUGUACCAUGGACUGGUGAAGUAAAUUCAAAACUCCAGCAGAGGGAGCUGUUAAUCUCUCAUUUUGAUGUUCAGAAAGAUUUUAUUAUUCCUGGACUGUGUAGAUUAUUGUUUUUUUUUUUUUGUAAAAUAUGGUUUAAUGUGUUAAUUUUACAAUGUAGCUUUUCAAAUUAACAAGAGGUGAGCUUAAUCUGGCCUUCUGAAUGUACGUCAGUCUUUCUAAAAGUAAAAUAUACUGAAAACUGUUGUAAAUCCUUUAAUAUGUUCCACACCUGGUAAUAAUAAGUCAUAUCAAUUAAUAAACUGUAGUCCAGUGAGGCAGAUCCAUGAAUUUGUAUCACAAUAGUUACAGUAGUGAUUGACUGAUUUAGGUGAGUUUUUAUUGUUUACAUAAAGAUUGCCAAAUAAAAGCUUUU
Molecule: messenger RNA, 2690 nt
Organism: Xiphophorus maculatus (southern platyfish)
Lineage: Eukaryota; Metazoa; Chordata; Actinopteri; Cyprinodontiformes; Poeciliidae
Product: gastrula zinc finger protein XlCGF57.1-like
Exons: 2
Coding region: 42-1577 (511 amino acids)
Source: RefSeq, a predicted model, not a curated record